Molecule: messenger RNA, 2970 nt
Organism: Mycosarcoma maydis (corn smut)
Lineage: Eukaryota; Fungi; Basidiomycota; Ustilaginomycetes; Ustilaginales
Product: putative alpha-adaptin C
Exons: 1
Coding region: 1-2970 (989 amino acids)
Biological process (GO): clathrin-dependent endocytosis; intracellular protein transport
Cellular component (GO): membrane coat; AP-2 adaptor complex
Molecular function (GO): clathrin-cargo adaptor activity
Source: RefSeq, a predicted model, not a curated record
AUGACGUCCAACUCGUCAUCCUCCAUGAGAGGAUUGACGCAGUACAUUGCAGACUUACGAGCAUGUCGAGUUCGUGAGCUCGAGGAGAGGCGCAUCAAUAAGGAGAUGGCACACAUUCGUCAAAAGUUCAAAGACGGUCAGUUGGAUGGCUACCAAAAGAAAAAGUACCUCUCCAAGAUCGUGUUCACCUACAUCCUCGGCUACCAGGUCGACAUCGGUCAUAUGGAAGCGGUCAACCUGAUCGCGAGCAACAAGUACUCGGAAAAACAGAUCGGCUAUCUUGCCAUCACCCUACUCAUGCACGAAAACUCGGACAUCGUUCGUCUGGUCGUCAACUCGAUUCGCAAGGACUUGGACGAGAUCAACGAGGUUAGCAACUGUCUGGCGUUGCAUGCGAUCGCCAACAUUGGUGGAAAGGAGAUGGCAGAGGCUCUGUCAGGCGAUGUUCAUCGUUUGCUCAUCUCGCCAACAUCCCGAAGCUUUGUCAAGAAGAAGGCCGCCUUAACGCUGCUCCGCCUCUACCGCAAGCAUCCCGAGGUGAUCCCGGCAGAGGAUUGGGCGUUGCGCAUCAUUGCCAUUAUGGAUGACGAUGAUCUGGGCGUGGCUCUCGCUGUGACGAGCUUGGUGAUGGCCAUGGCACAGGACCAUCCCGAAGCAUUCGCAAGCUCCUAUCAAAAGGCCGUGCAUCGUAUGCACAGGAUCGUGAUUGAAAGCGAUUUCACCUCAGAGUACGUCUACUACAAAGUUCCCAUCCCAUGGCUUCAGGUCAAGCUGCUUCGUCUACUCCAGUACUAUCCCAGUCCGGACGAUCCGACGCUCAGAUCUACCAUCGAGACGGUGCUCGAUGCGAUUAUCAUCAAUUCGCAAGACAGCCCCAAGAACGUGCAGCACAACAACGCGCAGAACGCCAUCUUGUUUGAGGCCAUCAACCUCGCCAUCCAGCUCGACACUGAAUCGGCAGUCGUGGCAAAGGCAGCCGUCCUGCUGGGCCGCUUCAUUUUGUCGCGCGAGACCAACGUGCGUUACCUCGGUCUCGAUACCAUGGCGCAUCUGGCAGCAUGUGCCGAGAGCUUGGAGCCCAUCAAGAUGCAUCAAAACACCAUCAUCCUUUCUCUGCGCGACAAGGACAUCUCGGUACGUCGCAGAGGCGUCGACCUUCUGUACAGCAUGUGCGACGUGACCAACGCCAAAGUCAUUGUCUCGGAACUGCUCAAGUACAUGCAGGUGGCCGACUACGCGCUCAGGGAGGAAAUGGUGCUGAAAAUUGCGAUCCUCACGGAAAAAUUCGCCACCGAGUACAGCUGGUAUGUCGACACGAUUCUACAGCUGAUCAGUUCUGCGGGUGAUCACGUCAGCGAAGAGGUGUGGUACCGUGUCAUUCAGAUUGUCGUCAACAACGAAGAUGUGCAGGAGUACGCUGCGACUAAAGUGCUCGAGCAUCUCAAAUCGUCAACGUGCCACGAGAACAUGAUUAAAGUGGGCGGCUACAUCCUCGGUGAAUUCGGCCAUCUGAUCGCGAACAAUCCGGGAGCGAGCCCCAUCGAGCAGUUUCAUACGCUGCAUUCGCGAUCGCAUCUGUGUUCGCAGGCGACACGUGCGUUGCUGCUCUCGACGUACGUCAAGUGGCUCAAUCUGUUCCCUGAGAUUCGCGAGCAGAUCCUGUACGUGCUCAACAGGUAUAGGCAUGUGCUCGACGCUGAGCUGCAGCAGAGGGCGUGCGAAUACGUGGCGCUGGCCGAGCUGCCGGACGAUGAUCUGUUGCAAGCCGUGUGCGACGAGAUGCCUCCGUUUGCGGAACGAUCGUCAUUGCUGCUCAGUCGGCUGCACAAGAAACACACAGAUACCGAAGAUAAGCGGACGUGGAUCAUUGGUGGUAAGGACACCAACCGUGGUAGGGAGACGGCGAGGCUCGAGAGUCUCAAGAAGGGUAAAGCCAACGGAGGAGCUAUGCCGACCGGUCAUGCUGGUUCGGUGAUUCCCGCAGGCCAUCGCAGCGAGGUGGUCACAGCUGAUACGAUGCGCAACGGCCCUAACGGCGUCAACGACGAUGCAGACAACGUGCUGGCCGGAUUGGAGGGGCUCGAUAUGAGCGCGCCGACGCCUGCACUCGAAGAUACAGGAAUGCUCUCCGAACAACCUUUGAUUGGCGGUGAUACGCCGACCAGCACAUCUGCACCCACCACACCAUCCACAUCGCUCAACACGAAACCGUUGACCGCGGGCGCCGACAAAUUCUUCCAGCGCCUCUGCUUUGCGCCCGAAGGCGUCCUGUACGAAGACAGUCAGAUCCAAAUCGGACUCAAGACCGAGUAUCACGCACACCAAGGACGUCUGGUGCUCUACUUUGGCAAUAAGAUCUCGGUCAAUUUCAACGCAUUCACAGUCUCUGUUCGCUCACAAGAGCCGGCGAGCUUGAGCGUGACGGUGCCCAAGAUCGUGACCAACAUGCUUGGCGCCAUGACUCAGACGCAGACACUGGUGGUGUUGGAGUGCAAGGAUCUGUUCACACAGCCGCCGAUGCUCGAAGUGUCGUACCUUGCUGGAUCGCUGCAGGAGAUUCGGCUGCGUUUGCCGGUGCUGAUGACCAAGUUUGUCGAGCCGGUGCAACUGGGUGCCAACGACUUUUUCGAACGCUGGAGGCAGAUCGGCGGUGCGCCGCGGGAGGCACAGAAGAUCUUCUCGUUCAAGCUGUCGGCUGCGGGCCAAGUGGACGUGGCGAGGCAGAGGAGGAUCUUGGAGGGCGCUCGCAUGCAGGUGUUGGAGGGUGUGGAUGCAAACGCGACCAAUUCAGUGGCUGCUGGUGUGCUGCACAUGGCGGAUGCGGGCAAAGUCGGGUGUCUGUUGAGGUUGGAGCCGAACAAGGAUGCCAAGUUGGCGAGGUUGACCGUGAGGACCACCAACGAUUUGGCGAGCGCCGAGAUGUUAAGGAUCCUGCUGGCUGUCUUGGCGAUUGAUCAUGGCAAGUUGUAG